Molecule: messenger RNA, 1531 nt
Organism: Ascoidea rubescens DSM 1968
Lineage: Eukaryota; Fungi; Ascomycota; Saccharomycetes; Ascoideales; Ascoideaceae
Product: RhoGAP-domain-containing protein
Exons: 1
Biological process (GO): activation of GTPase activity; signal transduction; regulation of fungal-type cell wall organization
Cellular component (GO): cell cortex
Molecular function (GO): GTPase activator activity
Source: RefSeq, a predicted model, not a curated record
GCUUCUUCAGCUUCUUCUCCAGCUCUCGUCUCUCAUCCAGCUUCUUGUUUCUCUUGCACCAGAACUUCCAUCGCUUCUUUUGCUGCCUACUCUCUGUGUCUGCAAUCUCUCCCACUGCACGCCAGCCUUGUUUUUGUUUUUUUCUUUAUCUUUCUCCCUACCUAUCUUUUUCUUUACACUUGUUUUUUUCCUACUGCUUGUCAUAUUCGUAUUAGUUCCAUAUUUAUUCAGUGCUUUUACCCCAAGUACAUUUAGAACUCUCAGAGCUCACAAUAAUACUUGCUUACUUUUUUUCAAUUUCAGGAGCUUGCAAUUUCUGAGCGAGUUUGUGAAAUUCUUACCACUACAUCAUUUCUUUGUUCAUCCCACAGCAUACCUAUUUCAUAAUCCUAUUUCAUAAUCCUGUUUCAUAAUCCUAUCUCAUCUUUCUAUUUAAUCAUCCUUUUUCAUUGCAAUUUACCAUAUCCAUCCGUUUUUAUCUAAUUUUUACCAAAUUCAAAAUGGGCUCUGGCGAUCCUUCUGUGAGAAGCUCACUAUGGGCUUCCAUCAAAAAGCUAACUAAUGACGAUCACCACGACAAUAGCAAUAACAGCAAAUUUGAACACGACGUACCUCAGUCUUUGGAUUCAAACAAUUUGAAAGUCAACAACAGUCUCAACAUUAAUAUAGUCAACACCAACACAAGUACCAACACCAAAACAAAUUCAAAUCUCACUGCUGACCUGUCCUUGAAUUCCUCAAGACCAAAAUUCUUCUAUGCCUCUAGAUCCUCCAACAAUGUGCGUCCCCAUGAUAUCUAUCCCUCAACUUCUCAAAGCUCUCUAAUUAACAAAUCAAGCGAAAAAUUAAUUCGUUCAAAGAGAGAUUCCUUCUUGGCUAAUAACAACAUUCUCAACAACAACAACAACAUUUUAAAUCAUAAAACUAAUAAUACAAACUUGAACAUCAAUAACUACAUUUCCAAAAACAUAAACAACGACAACAAUCUUUUAAACCAACAAAACGUAUUUGGCGUAACCCUUGAACGAUCAAUUCAAAUAGCUCCUGCAAAGAUUUCUGUCGCUUCAAAUAAUCCCAAUGAACUACUAGAAUAUGGCAAAAUCCCCAUUGUUGUUGCUAAAUGUGGAAAUUUCCUCAAACUAAAUGGUCUAGAUGUUGAAGGUAUCUAUAGAUUGGGAGGUUCUGCCAAAAGGGUCAAAUCUUUGCAAUUGAUCUUCAAUACUCCUCCUGACUAUGGCAAAAAAUUGGAUUGGAAUGGAUACACUGUUCACGAUGCUGCCUCUCUCUUGAGGAGAUAUUUAAACUCCCUACCUGAACCUCUAAUUCCCUUGGAUAGCUAUGACUCUUUCAGAUUACCCUUGAGCUCAAGACCAAGAAUUUUAAGAUACAUCAAACACAGAAUGGAUAAUCCAGCUCAACAAAACUUAAUUUCUGUUCCAAUUCAACCAAAGUUAUCUUCUAGAAUUCAACCAAACAACAACACUUCUAAUAAUAACACUACUAGUAGUACCAGUACUACUACUACUACUAC